AUGUUGAUGUUGGGCACCGACGGUGGCGAGGGAUUCGUGGUGAAUGUCUGGGGCUUGUCUUGGUCUUGCUUGCCCAACGAAGUGCAGCAGUUUUUUUCUGACUGCAAAAUUCAAAAUGGGGCUCAAGGUAUUCGUUUCAUCUACACCAGAGAAGGCAGACCGAGUGGCGAGGAUUUAGUUGAACUUGAAUCAGAAGAUGAAGUCAAAUUGGCCCUGAGAAAAGACAGAGAAACUAUGGGACACAGAUAUGUUGAAGUAUUCAAGUCAAACAACGUUGAAAUGGAUUGGGUGUUGAAGCGUACUGGUCCAAAUAGUCCUGACACAGCUAAUGAUGGCUUUGUACGGCUUAGAGGACUCCCCUUUGGAUGUAGCAAGGAAGAAAUUGUUCAGUUCUUCUCAGGGUUGGAAAUUGUGCCAAAUGGGAUAACAUUGCCGGUGGACUUCCAGGGGAGAAGUAUGGGGGAGGCCUUCGUGCAGUUUGCUUCACAGGAAAUAGCUGAAAAGGCUCUAAAGAAACACAAGGAAAGAAUAGGGCACAGGUAUAUUGAAAUCUUUAAGAGCAGUGAGCACUAUGAUCCACCACGAAAACUUAUGGCCAUGCAGUGGCCAGGUCCCUGUGACAGACCUGGGGCUGGUAGAGGGUAUAACAGCAUUGGAAGAGGAGCUGGCUUUGAAAGGAUGAGGCGUAGUGCUUAUGGUGGAGGUUAUGGAGGCUAUGAUAAUUAUAAUGUCUAUAAUGAUGGCUAUGGAUUUGGGUCAGAUAGAUUUGGAAGAGACCUCAAUUAUUGUUUUUCAGGAAUGUCAGAUCACAGAUAUGGGGAUGGUGGCUCUACUUUCCAGAACACAACAGGGCACUGUGUACACGUGCGGGGAUUACCUUACAGAACUACCGAGAAUGACAUUUUUGGUGCAAGUGAUCAGAAGCAAAUAACCAUGAGGCCACAGAAGUGGGAUGUGGGAGAGACUGAAUAUCUGACCAUAAGAUACCAGGGGGCCAUGAAUUCUGAGGAGCCCUCCAUAAACCAAGCCAUAAAGUCUGAUGUUCCCAGCAGCAUUCCAUCAUCAAGAGAAAGUGGUUUAUGUAUGGCCAUGAACAAGCAAAGUACAAAAUUAUCUAAGAGCUCGGUAACCGCCGGGCAGGGCUUCAGCCCAACUCGCUCGGGGCUCGGGGACGGCCUCAGCUAG
This is a messenger RNA of Eubalaena glacialis (North Atlantic right whale), 1185 nucleotides long. RefSeq names its product heterogeneous nuclear ribonucleoprotein H-like. Gene Ontology annotation, biological process: regulation of RNA splicing. Gene Ontology annotation, molecular function: RNA binding. Gene Ontology annotation, cellular component: ribonucleoprotein complex; nucleoplasm. Lineage: Eukaryota; Metazoa; Chordata; Mammalia; Artiodactyla; Balaenidae. The record is from RefSeq and is a predicted model, not a curated record.